Messenger RNA from Pungitius pungitius (ninespine stickleback), 1659 nucleotides. RefSeq names its product hydroxycarboxylic acid receptor 2- (gene hcar2). Gene Ontology annotation, cellular component: plasma membrane. The coding region runs from base 88 to 957 and encodes 289 amino acids. The record is from RefSeq and is a predicted model, not a curated record. Gene Ontology annotation, biological process: positive regulation of Rho protein signal transduction; phospholipase C-activating G protein-coupled receptor signaling pathway. NCBI's taxonomy places the organism in Eukaryota, Metazoa, Chordata, Actinopteri, Perciformes, Gasterosteidae. Gene Ontology annotation, molecular function: G protein-coupled receptor activity. The transcript is spliced from 2 exons.
GUCUGUGUAACGUGAGAGAUUGCCACGGACUAUUUGGAGAAGAUCAGUUUAUUAGGAUCCAGUUGAAGAUCAGGCUUCUUUCCUCUGAUGGAGGUGUUAUACACCAACUCCUCCACGCUCUUCGUGUCCCACAGACCCAUCAACAAGUCCCUGACAGUGUAUGAGAACUGCAAAGACAUGCCCACUGUUCUGAUCUGCUACCUGGGCCUGCAGUUCGUCAACAUGUUCCUGGGCAUCCCGGCCAACAUCACGGUGCUGUGGCUCAUCCGAAGAAACAAAGGGGACUCCUCCACCUCGGACAUCUUCAUUUUCCACCUGGCGAUUCUAGACGUGAUCUUCUGUCUCUCCCCCCCGCUCGAGCUGGCCAACAUAGUCUUCCUCACCACCACAAGCACCUGGUACGUCCUGCGCUUCUUCUACGGCAUCAAAGACACCUCGCCUCUCUUCCUCUCCUGCAUCUGCCUGGACCGUUACAUGGCCGUGGUCCACCCCAUCACCUUCACCAAGCUCAAGGACCGCCACCACAGAGCCGCCCUGGCCGCCGCGGUCUGGCUGAUCAUUCUGGCCUACGCCGCCGGCAAGUGCGCGAACAGCAUUCCCCACUUCGACGUGGUCUUCACGGUGACGAUCCUGGCCGCGUUCGCCUUCAUGGUGUUCUGCAACAUUUCCAUCCUCUUGGCGCUGAGACAGUCCGGACCCAGCCGAGACGAGAUGCACCCGGUGAAAAAGAGAGCCUUCAAGAUGGUCCUCAUCAUCCUCGCGAUCAUAGUGUUCAACUACUUCCCGCCUGUGGCGCUGUUGCCGUUCAAGAGCUACUUCACGGAGGACGUGUACCUUUGCUACAUCCACUAUGUGGCCUUCGGACUGAUGGACUUCAGCAGCAGCGUUCAGCCGAUGCUCUAUUUGUCCAAGGAAAGGUUGCACUGCUGCCAGAGCGGCGCAACGCAGCUCGAGUAAGGACGUAUUACUGCUACAUAAAUUAUAUGUGAAUGUUGUGUUGUGAAAGAAUAUAAGAUGUUGUUUAAAGUUAUUGAAAAUCGUGCAGUCAUUUCCCCAACGGAAGGCUCAAAACAUUAAAGUUCUUCCCUGUUUUGAAGAAGAAUUAAUAAAUAGCAUAUAGUUUGGAAGUUGAAGUUAACUUAGAUGUUACGUAGCCAUGCAGUCUGGGUAGAGCUUGUCCAGGUUCAGCUACAAGAGCUGAAAUAAAUCAGUCGACUGACCCAUUUUGGCAUUAAACAAUUGUUCAUCAAAUAAAAUAAAAAAUAUUGCACGUUCUAGCUUUUAAAACGGGCGGAUAAUCGGCUUUUGUCUUACAUGUUAUAAAACGUUCGGGUCUAAAAGGAAAUACAACUUGUAAAUUUUCCAUUGUAUUGAGUAACUUAUCACUUCCACUUGCAUCAAAUGUGAGUCACAAGAUUCAACUUCCCCUUCUGUUUAAGUGUGACUAUUUUCAUUGUAAAAUAACAGACUAAAUCUAAAAGAGAAAACUGUAGAAACUAAAGCUAUAAAAUAUUCUGAUCGGAAACUUAAUGCUUGUGCUUAUAUAUGCGUGUGUGUGUGUGUGUGUGAGUGAUAUGGUAAAGCUUCUACUUCAAGGAAUAAAGGUCUUAAACUUCAUCAUAUACUGUGUAGUGUUUUCACUAAAUGUAUGUAGUUGGA